AUGAGCCAACCCGUUCAACCCGCAAAAAAUGCGAAAACCACUACUGGUAAAGGAGUUUCCCAACAAAAUGCAACUCGAAAACCACCAAACGAUAUUUCCGAUACACAAAAAAAAGAACUCAUCGAUUACUUUUUCGGUGCAUCCGACUAUAAAUAUGAGUUAUUAAAAUACAUUUAUAUCUGUAUUACGGCAACGAGAAACGGUUACGAGCAAGUAGGAAUAGAAAAAGAGUGUGCGGAACUUCGACAAAUUAUAAAUGAAUCCAAAAUUGGUUUUGAGCCAGGCGCUAAGGAAACAGCAAUUAGCAUAAUUGACGAAUAUUCUGAAUGGCGGCGAAGUGAUAAAAAGAAGCCAGAAAAUUUAUUGAGGAGAAUUGAAUUAAUACUCAAAAUACAAGAAUCUAUACUCGAAAAUUUAUUUAAGCUAAAAAUAUAUGAGUUAUCUGCCUUUCGUACCAUUACGUUCCAAAAAUUUAAAGGGAUGAUCGAUUUUAAUAAUGGAGGUUAUUCUGAAUUAUGGCAUCGUUCCAAAAAAGACGAGAAAAUCGCGGAAUUGGAAGCAAAAUGUAAAAAUUUAGAGGAAAAAUGUCAGACUCACGAAGAUUCACUUAAGCAAUUAGAAGAAAUCAAGACGCCGCGAGAUAAUACUAGCAAUUCGAAACAAAAGAAAUCAGUCAAAGAUCUGCAAACACAAGAAAAUACAUGUAUACGAUACGAUAAAAACAAUGUAAAUUCUAACGCUAACUUGCAAGAAGAAACUUCGCUAACGCGAGAAUUUGAAUUUAUGAAUCAGAUUAACUUGCUUACUGCCACAAAUGACUCACUUAAACAAGAAUGCGAUACGAUGCGGAAACAAAUUCAAGAAAAAGAGAGAGAAGUAAACAAUCUUCGUAAUCAGAUCGAGCAAACUUCUAAACAUAAAAAUUCAAGUGAUAACUUUUCAUCAGAGAACCAAGCGACUUACGAAAAUUACGAAAAAAAUGAUAACACCACCACAGUUGAAGCGCAUGAAAAUAAACUGAGCAUGGAAGACUUAAAUAAAUUAAGCAAAGAAGAAUUAAUCGACGAUAUAAAGGAAUAUCAAGUCAAAUAUGACUCGUUUCGUCAACAAUUCGACACGAUUCUUCAAGAAGUCCAGGAAAAGGAUGAAGAGAUUAAUAGGCUUCGUAAACAGAUUAAACAGUAUCAAUCGGCUCUUGGUAAUGUAACAAAUGUUCAACUAGGAGAAAAUGACGCGAAUAAUUCUUUUCAACUUGUAAAAGAUAUCGAAAGAAUUCAAGCCGAUGUUAGUGAUGCGGUCAAAAUAAAAGGGAAAAAAAUCGAAAUUAUGCCAAACCAGGCAAACGACCUCCUUUAUAAGAGUUAUAGCAGGACAAAAAUUUCUGACGAUAAUGGAAAAAUGGCGUUGAGUUGUGCUCUUCAACGUUUUAUAGUUUGGAGAAUUUUCAGAGAUAUCGAAAAUAUUGCUAAAAAUUAUAAAUUUGAUAAUAUGCAUAAGGAUGAAUAUACUGAACAAUUUAUUGUAGUAUACAUCCAAGAUCUAUGCAUGCUUACAGAAAAACUUUCAACACAUCGAAUUGGAGAAGAUGAUUUUACACGUGUUACACCAAUCAAAAUACGUCAACAGGUUUAUGCUGCCUUAGGUGCACGCGGCUUUCAAAGACAAGAACAGCAUCCUACGAUCAAACAUUACAGUAACUGUAUAAUCAAUCAACUUAAUCAAUGUCGAAAACUGCCUCAAGAAAUGAAUGAAGAAAUGCAAACACGAGUCGAUGAGCUUGUACUUGACUUAAUGCAACUUCGUUUUCGAAUCGAUACUCAAGAACCGGUACCCGAAAUAAGAUGGUUUAAGGCUGGCGAGCCAAUUCAUGUUGGUCUAAUGCAAGGAGCCGAAGUUGAAGAUAACGAGGAAUUAGAAGUCGAUUUGUGCUAUUUUCCUGUCAUUGGCACAUUCUUGGAUGAUCCUCAGAAUCGAAAAGUAUAUUUCAAAGCUCAGGUUUUAACAAGAAUCAAGCAACACGACCAACGUGACCAACAUGAACAACGCGGAGCUCUUAAAAAUGUUUGGAAUAAUUUCACAAAAAACUUUAUUAGAAAGUAA
This is a messenger RNA of Ambispora gerdemannii, 2100 nucleotides long. The record is from the annotation of a GenBank genome assembly. Lineage: Eukaryota; Fungi; Glomeromycota; Glomeromycetes; Archaeosporales; Ambisporaceae.